AUGGAUAACAUUGUAACUCUUUAUAUGGGUUAUAAUUUACUAGUAAAAAAAAAAGAAAAUAAACAGCAAAAUCGAAAAUUUUGGGUUCAUCCCUUAUUAAGUACCCGUCUAUCAGAAGGUGCAUUUACAAUAAAUUUUCACGGUCUCAGGAGAGAUCCAAGAAAAUUUUUUAAUUAUUUCCGUAUGACAGUUUCUGCAUAUGAUGAACUACUUACAACAUUCGUUGGACAAAAACUGACAAAACUGGAUACAAAUAUGCGAAAAUCUAUCACUCCCGCUGAAAAAUUAGCAGUCACUUUGAGAUACCUUGGGUCUGGGUGUACAUUCACAGAUUUGCAUUAUUCCUACAAAUUAGGAACAUCAACAAUUGCUCAGAUUAUUCGGGAAGUUUGUAUUGUAAUAUGGGAUGAAUUAGUUGAAGUUUACAUGCCUUCUUUUACAGAUCAAUAUUGGCAAAAUAUUUCUACUGGUUUUGAACAACGAGCGAAUUUCCCUAAUUGCUUAGGAGCUGUGGACGGAAAACACAUUCGUAUAAUUAAACCCACUGGAACUGGUAGUCAGCAUUAUAACUAUAAACAUUAUUUCUCAAUUGUCUUAUUAGCAGUUGUGGAUUCAGACUAUAGGUUUAUAUAUGUUGAUGUGGGAUCAUUUGGGAAGGACUCCGACUCCACUAUUUUCAAAAAUUCAUCGUUCGGAACUUUAUUAGCCAAUGAAUCACUACAUAUUCCCAGACCAUCUCAAUUACCGAAUACGAAUGAAACUGUUCCAUAUGUAUUUGUUGGCGAUGAAGCUUUUGGUCUAUCAAAAAACGUACUACGACCCUACGCAGGAAGAAAUUUAUCGGAAAAAAAAAAAAUUUUUAACUACCGUUUGUCUCGUGCACGAAGAUAUGUGGAAUGUGCUUUCGGAAUUUUAUCAAAUAAAUGGAGGAUUUUUCAUAGACCUUUAAACGUUACCACAGAUUUGGCGGUUGAUAUUACGAAAGCUUGUUGUGUAUUGCAUAAUUAUGUACGUGAAAAAAAUGGAUAUGUUUUUCAAGACACGCUAACUAUUGAUGGGUUCAAUGAAAUUGAAAGACCUAAUAACAUCAACCGCGGCAGUAGAUUCGCAAGUGACAUAAGAAAUACAUUUGCAGAUUACUUUCAUACCAUAGGAGCUAUACCAUGGCAAUAUGGAAAAUAG
Macrosiphum euphorbiae (potato aphid) is the source of this 1182-nucleotide messenger RNA. The record is from the annotation of a GenBank genome assembly. NCBI's taxonomy places the organism in Eukaryota, Metazoa, Arthropoda, Insecta, Hemiptera, Aphididae.